AACAAAGUCUGCGUUCAAUUUGGUUCAACGGUCAGUACGAAUCCUACAUGCACUGCGUAAAGCUUGGUUUUUCUUCUCGCUAAAAUUAUUGGCAUCACUUUAUCCCACUGACCGGAACCUUUUCCUGCUUCUUGAUUUCUUCAGACCCAAACCUGAAAAAAACGUCACAAUGGAGCCAGAAACAACAACUUUCACUUCCUGGUUUGACCAUCUCUCCCUGGAAGAAUUUCUGGGUGCCGGAUCCUACGGACAUGUAUUCAAGGCUAUCAGUGGAGCGGAAUCAGAAAGAUUGUCAGCCGUCAAAGUAAUAUUCAUUGACACGUUUGGAAAAUUAACAGAAGAGCUGGAGAAAGAAAAGGAAAGAGCUUCUCGAGAAUAUAACCUGAUGACAGGUAAAAAACAUGAAAAUGUACUAGAAAUUCUGAAAUCGACGUACACUAAUUUCACCGUCUCGGACUUGAACAUCAUUAAAAACCUGGAUUGCCUCAAGGAAAAUAAGAAUGCUGCAAAUAUGAUUAACUUUCGAAUUAUAGAAGCAUCAGAAAAUCCCAUUCCAACAUUUUGUAUACAAAUGGAACUGUGUGGAAAAAAUUUGAGACAAUGGCUUAACGCGCAAUCUAUUAACAAUCCUGAGUUAGAUCAGAUUAAAAAAACCAUCAUACGAAAUAUGUUCGAAGGGUUAAAAUACCUUCACAGCAAUAACAUAAUGCAUCGCGAUUUUCGUCCAGAAAAUGUCAUGUUCAGCUAUUCAUCAACAACAGAUUUUCUUCUGCCUGUUAAAGUCGGUGAUUUUGGUUUAUGUCGGAACGUGCAUAGGGAGCAAACCGUCACGGGAACCCUGACCCCUGGGCUAGGACAUGACCUGUAUCGUGCCCCAGAAACAAGGGGAAGUAAUUACGGUGUUCAGGCGGAUAUUUUCUCUUUUGGACUGGUCUUGUGGGAAGUAACUCACCUAUUGAGACAAAGAGAAAUUGGCAAAAUAUUUUACCAACUAGUUGACGAAUCAAAAACCAAUCUCGUUAAGCCUAGUACGCUAUUUCGCAAUGUUAAUGAAUCAAUCAUAUCACUAACGAGGAGGCGUGUUCAAGAUCGAAUCAAAAGCUUACAUGAAGUAGAAAAUCUCGAUGAAAACCAUAAUCAGUUCACCGUCAAGAAAAGGAAAGCGUUGGUGGAAAUUUUGAAAACCUGCAAGCCUGGAGAUACAAUCGUACUAAAGGAUUUCGUUGGUACUAGAUAUGCAUAUGCUGAAUAUGAGUUAUGUGCAGAUAAUGUAACAUUAUAUCAAGAAGGAAGAGUAAAUGGUCACCAUAAUUGGGGGUUAGUGGUCAAAGGGAAUAGUUGCGCAAUCAAGAAUAUUACUUUCAAUAAAAUCAAAAUUGAAGGAAGUAACAAUUUGUUGCAAGAUAUCAAUUGCAGCGAGUUUAAUUUAAUAGGGUGCAACAAUAAAGUUUCAAAUAGCAAAGUUAGAGACUACUUCGGUGUCCGGAGUGUAGUGUCCGGAGAUAGCAAUUCACUGGAAAAUUUGCAAAUUAUAUAUGAAUCCGGCGGGAUUCUGGUAUCCGGAUCAGGCAACACAUUUCUGUCGCUUAAAUUUAAACAUCUGAACAAUAUAGGAUUAAUAAUUUCCGGCUCAAGAAAUGUGGUACGCGAUUUCAAAAUAGAGUCACGUGAUAACCCCCGGCGUGAUCCUAAUAAUUCAUAUUAUUUGAAAAAUUUAACAAAAUUACAUGCAAUUACAGAAAAUUACUCGGACGAAAUUAAACGUGUAUACGAUACGUACGGUGCAAUUGGUAUAAUAACGACUCCAACCUCUUCAGAAACUGUAAUUAGUAAUACCAUCUGCGAGAACGUACUUAUUUCUGGAAUGCAACAUCAGCUUGAAAGCGUAAUAAUCAACAAAACAUUACACUUAGAAGGCGAAAAUCAUUCGAUCAACUCAUGUAAAGCCCACCAACUAUUUGACAAGAGUCACUCGACCGCACUUAUUGACAGCAAUUUUGAGAUAGCAGAGCUUAAUUAAGAUAUUCGUUAUCCUUUACGCAACAUCUUGUAUUUACAUACUCUACUUGGAAUAAUUUGUUAAUCGUAAUUCAAUACACGUAUGUAUUACAUACAUACACAGGCUAAGAAUUUAGUUAUUCGUUGCUUAUGUUGUCAGCUUUGAGAAAUUAAUUUAAACUCGGUAAAAUAAAUCGCUUUACGAAUGUUGAAUAUAACGUUAGUGUAAUUUAUGCUUACAAUUUAUUCAUCCUAAUCCUAACUAAAUUAGCGUAUUACUUUGCACAUGGAAUAAAUUACAUGUACCAAUUUUUGUCUGAAACAUUUA
Folsomia candida is the source of this 2326-nucleotide messenger RNA. RefSeq names its product interferon-induced, double-stranded RNA-activated protein kinase. Gene Ontology annotation, molecular function: ATP binding; protein kinase activity. The record is from RefSeq and is a predicted model, not a curated record. The transcript is spliced from 2 exons. Gene Ontology annotation, biological process: protein phosphorylation. Bases 170 to 2020 code for a protein of 616 amino acids. Lineage: Eukaryota; Metazoa; Arthropoda; Collembola; Entomobryomorpha; Isotomidae.